Eupeodes corollae is the source of this 5701-nucleotide messenger RNA. RefSeq names its product thyroid adenoma-associated protein homolog (gene THADA). NCBI's taxonomy places the organism in Eukaryota, Metazoa, Arthropoda, Insecta, Diptera, Syrphidae. The transcript has 11 exons. The record is from RefSeq and is a predicted model, not a curated record. The coding region runs from base 207 to 5330 and encodes 1707 amino acids. Gene Ontology annotation, biological process: tRNA methylation. Gene Ontology annotation, cellular component: cytosol.
AAAAACGAUGAAAACAACGUGCGCAAAAUUGACAUUCCAAAAGGACAAAACGUCAAAAAAUUUCCUUCACUUAAAAAAAAACACAAGGCGGUGUGAAUCGGUGAAUCGAUGAGUUUGUUGGUUUCCUAAAAUUAAAGAAAAACUUACAAAUCAUUUUAUUAAUACAAUAAAUAUUAACCCUUAACAAAUAAAUUUACAUAGCUAUAAUGAAUUCACUGAAUUUACGAGUAUCAACAGUUAAAUCCGGCGAAAAUGUGAAAAAGAACUCCGAAAUGCGUUCGUCACUUGUGCGCUUACCGAAACACUAUGAAAAAAGCGAAGAAAGUUAUUGUUUGCAAAUAAAAAAAGCCAACUCUAUUCCGGACCAAGUGGCAGUGGUGAAAAAUAUUUUCAAAACCAUUGGCAAGGAUCCCGGUGUUUUGCGAUUCCUUACAGACCUCUAUUUCUAUACUCCGCUGAAGCACCCAGUAAGGAAUCAAAUAUCAAAAUUACUCAUAACAGCCGCCCGCCUGGAAACUGGAGGUAUGGACGAAAAUACAAUAGUUGAAUCACUUGCAGACACAAUGUCCCGCUUGUUGGACGAUGCCAAGGCAUCAACAGAGAGUUCUAUUUGGAAUCUUACUGUUAAUUCGCUGACGGGUUGCUUUGAGAAUUUUGGCUGUGGUCUGAAAGCGCUGGAGUCGAAUGUGCAACUGGUAUUUCCAUUUUUGUGUAGUUCUGUGCAACGUUACUUAACAGAAUUGAGUGUCCUCAGUUCACCAUCAGUUAGAAACGAAUACUACCUUUAUGUACACAACUCGAUAAGACUCAUACUUUCGUGCACCCAAGAGUUUCCCGAAAACUUACGACAAAAUCACUUGGAUCAACUCAAAAAUCUAAACGCUGUAUGUAAACAAGUAAUAAACGACGAUGAAAUUCCGAUGGAUCCACGUACAAACUCCGGCAUCCUUAUGGCCUAUAUUGCAAAAAUUUGUUCCACCUACGAAAGUUUCAUACAUGAAGUUAAAUUGACUAAAAAUUCCAAUGAAAUCGUACUCUGUGUGGGUAUCGUCAAUACUUUUGACUACCAUGACUUCACUCAUCUCUCGAAAGACAUUCGCGAUAUCUGCUCGAAAAUCGACGAUAUGGCCAAUGCGAACUCAACUGUACCGAAUAUCCUACUUUGUGCAGCUCGGUCGCUCUUUCAGAUUUCGAAAAUACUUUUGAAUUUUGACUUUCGGACCGAUGAAAUGAGUGAGGAUACGAAGUUAAUUUUAAGAAAGCUUCUGAUUUUCGCAUUUUGCUAUCUCGAACACCAUAUGGACAGCGUUAGACACUUGUGCAGGGAUCUUCUGCGAAAUGUUAUUGCCUUGAGUAAGAAGAUCUCCUUCAGUUACCUUUUGCAAAAAAUAUUCGAUGCAUGCAACUCGGAGAGGCUGUCAAUGUCAAUGAAGUGUAUAGUCUUGCUUCAAGCAGUUUCAAUAUUAGGCAGUGAGGAUAUCAUCAAAAACUGCAAAGAACUGUUUUCUACGUUGUUUGCUGAAAACUUGGGAAGAGAUUUUAUAGUGAACAAUCUCUUCGAAGGACUAAUGGCUGCCAGUCACAAAGAAGUUGAUUUUGAGGCGUGGAAAGAUCUUUGGAUCACAUAUUUACUAGAAAUAGCUGCGAAAAACGACGCCAGACUUCCCGAUGUGGAAGUGCUUUUAGUUAAGGCGGUCAAGUGUGAGCCCCGCAUUGUGCAACAUAUCAUUGAACAUACCAAUGAAAUUCCAAUAAGUACAAAAUUGUCAGCUCUAUGGGCAGUCCGUAAGAGCGGCAUAAAAAUGGAUAAUUUCAGUGAAAUUCUGCAUGGUUUUUCGAAGAGCCUUCUCUUUUCAAUUCUAUCUAAUUGUGACGAUACACGCAUUAUGGCCCUACGGUUGCUUGUUGAAACGCACAAAACUACAGAGCUUCUGACUGAGCUCGAGUGUGAACAUAUCCUACUCUUUCUGGAGUACAAUUCGAAUUGUCAGAGUCCGGCUGUAAGACAAAAGACACUUGCGCUUUUAGGUAAAGCUUUGAUUCGAUGCGAACUCAAUUUGGUUAAGGUGCUAAAAGAUAAUUCCAGUACGGAGAAACGAAUGUACAUAAAGUUUCUGAUGGAUUUCAUUAAGAUCCUUGUGGAGAACCUUUUUCAGGGAGCUAACUUUAGUCGUCGAUCCAUAUCCCUGCAGCUGCUGGAAAAUUGCGUUCGCAUUUUAGUGAACUGCGAAUUAAAUUUAGAUGAAUUCCUGCCGAAAAAUACCGUCCAAACGUUGACAGAGGUAAUAAGUGACACGUAUGAAGCCAACAAAGAUAUUGCCGUAUCGAUUCUUAAACUUAUCGAAGAUAAAAAAGGCUGCCGAGUCUUUGAAAAGGAAUCAAUAAAACAAAUAAAAGAGUUGCUGGUGAGCGUGCGCCCUGCUGACUCCGUGACGGGAGCAUACCGCUUAGAGUUCUUUUGUAAUAAGGGCAGUCCCGAUGCGUUUGGGCCAUUUGAGCUGACAAGCUAUUGCCCAGUCCACUACGCAGCCCUGCGCUGGGCUUUGAAUAUACUCAAAGAUGGUCUUCGUUUGGGAAAGGAAUCGAUUCUUUUGGCAGCAAAGUCGAAUCCGUUGUAUGGAGUGCUUUUCGCAAUAAAACAUCUCCUCAAGCGGCUAGACUUUCAAGGAUUCUCAAAGGACAUAGGAUGGCGAAUACUUGUCGCUGAAGUGAUAGUCAUCUGCAAGGAACUCACAACUGUUGUGGGACCAGUGGUGAAUAAUUCUUCACCGGAAGGACACUUGCCAAAUGAUUUCAGUGAACUGCCAGAGCAGUUUCGAAAGGGCGAAAAUCAGGCCAAAACACCGCGCAAAAUACUCUCAUCGAAGGGCAAACAAAAAAGCAUAGACACUCUCAAGACUACCCCACAGAUGGUUCUUCUUUGUGCCUGGCGAACGGUUAAAGAAGUUUCUUUGAUACUAGGAGAGGUUGUGCUUCGAUCGCCUAUUCAAUAUAGCAAAUCAACUGAGAACUUUCUCGUCACCAAGGAGCAAAUUCUGGAAAUUGGGGAACAUUUUAAGUUGCUUCUUUCGGAGACUAAACAUCGGGGAGCCUUCGAACAAGCUUAUGUUGGAUUUUCAAAGCUAUGUGCGCGACUAUGGCGUGUUGAAUCUCAUGACCUGAAUAUCCUUCCAAUGACUUGGUUAAGAGAAUUACUAACAGUCAUCUCCAAGGACGAACAGAUAAAUGAGAAAAUAUGUGCUACUCGUCGAAGUGCUGGGGUACCUUUUAUGGUCCAGGCAUUGAUUACAGCAGAGCUGCAGGUUGGAACAACCAGAUCCCUUUAUUUCUGCAUGCAACAACUUAUUCAGCUAUGUGGUAAUCCCGAUAAGAGCACAGAAGCUAGAAGUCACGCUUUGAAUAUAUUAAGAGCCCUCUUUCGGUGCACAGAUCUAAAUGAGACAAUCGGUGAAUUUGCUAGCGCUGGCGUUAUGUGUGCCAUACGCGGCUAUGAAGCUUCAACAUGGUCUGAAAAAAAUUCUGCCACCUUAUUAUUUUCAGCCUUAAUAACUCGAAUAUUCGGAGUUCAACGAACUCGAGACUCGGACAAUUUAAGUAUUCGCAACAAAAUGACUGGUCGAAUUUUCUUUUUACGAUAUCCCAAGUUGUAUGACUUCUUUUUGGAUGAACUACGUAAAGCUAGUUCGUUGAUAUUGAAACAUGAGAAGGCAAAUAAACUACAUCCAUUAUUGCUGAUGCUAAGUCGAUUGUAUCCAUCGGCCUUAGAGGGCACCGAGUCAAAUUUGAAACUCUCUGAAUUCAUUCCAUACAUAUCGAACUGUUCUGGAUGCCCGGAAAUGCAAACAAGAUACCUGGCAGCGAAAGCUAUUAUUGCACUUAUUUCAGUAGAUUCUUUACCAAUUGCUAUUUUAAGAAAGUGUGCUGAGGUUCUGAUUUCAGCUGAUGAUCCAAAAUCAAUUAAUUUAAAUGUGCUGCAUGGUCAUUUGCUACAGAUUCUCUUCCUCAUAAAAGCUCUAAAAACUCAAGAAGUUGAGCUUAUUGGUGAUAUAUGCUCAACAGUGGUCACAUUUCAUUCAAAAACUAAAAUGAAUAAUGCAGUUAUUUUGAAAGUUAUGUUGGACAUUUUCAUUGAGAUAUUAAGUGGAACUAAAAAUCUCAAACUUCCCCAAGAAACAAUAAAAAAUCUUCUACAUUUCACUCAACAAAAACAUUUUUACUCGCGUGAGCUUUCAUUUUAUUAUCCCGUAUUCCGUAAAUCAUUAUACAUCUACAAUUUACACAUGCUGCGACUGACUUUACCAUUUGGAGCCUUAUCCGACUUUUUACUCUCUCCUCCUAUCACCCAUGAAAGCGUCUACCUCGAACAGGCUGAAACUUGCCUUAAUAUCAUUAUUUUAGUUUUAAAUAAAAAACGUUCGAUAACCGAAGAUUUAGAAGAAUACGAAAUCACAGAUGCUGAAAUAGCAUUUAUGAAAGUAUUACCCGAUGAUAUGCUUGAUGAUUUACAAAAAGAAUUAAGAACCAGCAAAAAACUGCAUGCAACGCUUAAGACCGUCAUACAAACGCCUAAAUUUUAUCCAGAAUGUGCAAUGAAGGCAUAUGCAGCAUUAAGUCAACUAGAUGUCUUCGAUUUCACUCUGACGCAAUUAAUUAAAGAAUCUAAAAACCAUCCUGGAGAUGUAAAAAGCCCUCUGACACUGUGUGUUGAGCGAUUGGUGCUUAAAAAAGGGAUUGAAUUCAAAAUUUCACAAUUGUGUUUGGAAUAUUUGAUAGAAAUAACACAAUCUUGGAAUCCUGAUUGCUUGAGAUUAAAAGCAUCGAAUAUUUUACCACAUAUAGCCAUUCAUUUUCCUACAGCUCUUGAGAAGAAAAAAUUAAAGUUUGUUAAAGAAUUUAUAAGUCUUAUGUUAUCGAUGUUGAUGGAUGAAGAUUUCGAUGUCAGAAAUAACACAACAAAGAUAGUCUUAAGUUUGCCUAAAGAGGACCUUGGAAUAGAAAACGUUCUAUCAACAAUGGCACAACGGCUAUUUUUGCAAUAUACUGCAGACCUUCUUAAUGCAAUGAAAGCCGACGAUGACUACCUUAUAGAUGUGUUUAAGGCUGUCGCCGAAUCCCAACUAACUGCUGCGAAUAUAGACCCCAGUGAUGGUAAUGCGAGCACAAUAAGUAACAGCACAUCUAAUGGAGAUCUAGAAGUCUUCGAUAAAAAUGAAGCAAAUGUUUUUGCUGAACCCUUAAGAGCUAUUGCAGACAAUAUUGUGAUAUACAAAAGUACGUUUAGUAACCGACACAAAGUGAUGCACGUAGUUAAUACGUAUAAAAUUUGUUAGAAAAUUUAAUAGAUUAUGUAUUAUUCUUUUGUCAUUUCUUGUUUUAUUCUACGAAUAGUUUUGUGUAUUCUACGAAUAGUUCACGAUAUGAUAAUAAUUAUAAAUAUAUAUGUAUAUUUUUUAUAUUUAUGUAUGUGACUUAUUUUUAAAGCGUAAUGGAAUUAAUAAGAGAAAGGUUACAAACAAUAUGUAUAUGAAAACAUAAAAAAAAUAUUUUAGUUUUGCAAUGUUUGCAAUUUUUGUCAAUGUUUCUGUACGACAAAUACAAAAAAAAUAUCAGGUUAACAUGAAUUUAUUGAUUUAUAUAAAAAUGUAUGAUUACCGUCGUCAAAUGUAUAGAAAUAGAAAAUUAAAGUCUUGACUAUUAUUAA